Malaya genurostris is the source of this 1617-nucleotide messenger RNA. RefSeq names its product zinc finger protein 664-like. The record is from RefSeq and is a predicted model, not a curated record. Gene Ontology annotation, cellular component: nucleus. The transcript has 3 exons. Bases 51 to 1349 code for a protein of 432 amino acids. Lineage: Eukaryota; Metazoa; Arthropoda; Insecta; Diptera; Culicidae.
UUUAUGGAUCGGAUGGUCUGAGCCAAACAUUGUCAAGAGAGAAAAAAAAAAUGAAUAAAUCCGUGCAAAUUAAAACGGAAAUCGUAUUGCAGGAAACGGAACAGAACGAUGCGUUUUCGGAACAUAGAGGAAAGGGUUGUAGGGAUUUUACUGACGAUAAAAGUGUGUCACCACAACCGAGUGAAAUAGUAACAAAGUUUGAAGCUGAGCUCUCUCGCAUUAAUGAAAAACAUGGCUUCGAAACAUCAGAAGAUCAGAUCGUCGAUAAAAUCAUUGGAACGAUCAAUGAAGAUAUUUCUGACCGUUUUCAGACGGAACAUGAAGGUGGUGGUGACCAAUCCACUGAGCAAACAUAUUUCGGGGACAAGUUACCGUACAAGUGUGACAUCUGUGAAAAAGGAUUCGCCGAACUGAAACGUCUCGAGCUUCACAUGCAGACUCAUACGAUCAUGAACGGCAAAAACAAUAGUAAAGAAUGCUUAUUUCAUUGUAAAUUAUGCAAACGAAGCUUUUCUGAAGAACAUCGACAUGAAAUCCACUCGAAAAUGCGUGCUGUCAAAAAGACGUGUGAUAUUUGCGGUAACAGUUUCAAAUCGAAGCAACAAUUGAUGAAUCAUAUGAGACGUCACACUGGAGAACGUCCGUACAAAUGUGAUAUAUGUGGUAGAAACUUCACGCAAAUGGGUUCAUUGCAAUACCAUAGCGCAGUACAUGCAACCGAAUGCCCUUACAAAUGCAGCAAAUGCGGUAAAAAAUUUGCUCUCAAAUCUCAGCUCGUCAAACAUUUGAAAAUUCAUACCGAAGAACGAACUUUUCGCUGCAAUGUUUGCAACAAGGGAUUCCUAAUCAAUUCAUUGCUCACAAUACACAUGCGUUCUCAUACUGGUGAAAAGCCAUUUGAGUGCAAAGUUUGCGGUAAAUCUUAUAGCACACAAAGCAAUCUAAUGCUGCACAAUAAACGUCACCUAGACUCGGAUGUUAGACCGUACGAAUGUGAACUAUGCGGAGCACGAUUCAAAACAAAGUUUAUAUUCAACUCUCAUAGCAGAGUGCAUUCCCACAAUUGUUCCGAUUGUGACAAACAGUUUGUUACCAAAAACGAGCUCAAGAAGCACAUUGAUACCUCUCACAAGGAACGCGCUUUCAAAUGUAGAGUCUGUGAUAAAGCCUUUUUACUCAAAAAGUACCAGAAAGAACACGAGCGCAUCCACACCGACGAUAAACGGUACAAAUGCCAAAUUUGCGAGAAAAGCUUUACAAGGAGGUAUAAUGUUAAUCUACAUGCCAAAAUACAUACACGUGAUUCUGGAAAGGUGCGAACAUACCUUAAUCAACCAUGCAUCUCAUAAACGGUUGGUCCGAUUCAUUUAUGUCUUCCGUAAUGGUUUGUAGGUGAUUACGUACAGAUUGAGGUUUAUGGAAAAAGUAUACACUAUAAAAAAACGGUUGAGUUAUAUAUUUCCAAAAUUAAAACUAAAAUCGACUAUCCAAAAGCGCACGCAAAGAAAAAAAUGGGUUUCACACAAAACAAUUUUUAUUGAGAUAGUGACAAAAGAAAAUCUGGUUUGAUAUAGCAAAUAUUGCUGCUGUAAACUACCAAACAAAGUAUUUAAUUUU